Molecule: messenger RNA, 1640 nt
Organism: Tribolium castaneum (red flour beetle)
Lineage: Eukaryota; Metazoa; Arthropoda; Insecta; Coleoptera; Tenebrionidae
Product: lysyl oxidase homolog 3
Exons: 6
Coding region: 127-1572 (481 amino acids)
Biological process (GO): peptidyl-lysine oxidation
Cellular component (GO): membrane
Molecular function (GO): protein-lysine 6-oxidase activity; copper ion binding
Source: RefSeq, a predicted model, not a curated record
CAAAACCAAAUGCCUCGGCAUUGUUUUCGUCAUUAUUUCGAGUUAAGUAAGAGGCGUUGAUAAGAGGUCAACUGUCAGUGGCACGCACAAAUCUGGGUUGUUCUCAAUCACAUUUAUAAUAAAAUCAUGAAUGUUACAAUUCUUUUAAUGGUUUUAUCGUCUCCCAGUCUUCUAUUUGCCUCCAACUUUGAUAAUUCAAAACGCAAAAAAGCUUUUCUCGUGAAAAAACAUCUCAAAAGACUUAAAAAAGUCGAAGGUGGGGUUAAACUAAUUGGAGGAAGGGAUGAAUUUGAAGGUAACGUUGAAAUUUUGCAUGAGGGCCAAUGGGGAGCUAUUUGUGACGAUGAAUGGGACUCAUCUGAGGCACAUGUCGUUUGCCAACAACUGGGUUACCCCAAAGAUUCCGGAAAAGCUACUGUUAGUUCAUAUUUCGGUCCCGCGAAACGCAAAUUUUGGAUGGAUAAUGUUUUUUGUAGCGGCAACGAGAGUGAAAUAAUCGAUUGUCGCUUCGACGGUUGGGGCAACAAUGAUUGUACCUCGACGGAAGCAGCUGGAGUUAUCUGUCACGAAGAAAAGCCAAAAGAGGAAACGACGAAGAAGGUGGAGGCGCCGCUGGCCCGACACGAGAUUCGACUAAAGGGCGGAAGGGUCAAAAGUGAAGGUCGCGUCGAGAUAAAAAAUGAAAAGGGUCAAUGGGCGAGUAUUUGCGGAGACGGGUGGUCACUUCUCGAGGGCUUGGUCGUCUGUAAACACCUUGGAUUAGGAUACGCCAGUGAUGCACCUCAAACCGAUUUCUUCGGAGGAAACAUCACCGAUAGUAGUUAUUCCGGUGUGAGAUGUCGCGGAAACGAAACUUCUUUCGGACAGUGUGUUCACGACCUGACCUCGAGGGGAAAAUGUCAAAGUAGAGAUGUUGCAGCCGUUUCGUGUGUUUCUCAAAUGUCCGAUUUGGUCAUCGAUCACAUCGAUCUGAUGCGAACAGCACAUUUAGAGGACCGACAAUUAUUUUUUCUUCAGUGUGCAAUGGAAGAAAAUUGUCUCGCAUCUGAAGCCUACAAAAUCCAAAAAGAAGACGGUUCUUGGCAUUUGGAAACGCGAAGACUUCUCAGAUUUACGGCGAGGAUUUUUAACGCCGGGACGGCCGAUUUCAGGCCAACUAUACCCAAACAUUUGUGGGAAUGGCACAUGUGCCACAUGCACUACCACAGCAUGGAGGUAUUCGCGACGUUUGAUAUUUACGACACGAAGGGUCUUAGAGUGGCCGAAGGUCAUAAAGCGUCUUUUUGUCUCGAAGAUAAUCAAUGUCUGCCUGGAGUCAAACCGAGAUAUGCUUGUGCGAAUUACGGUGAUCAGGGGAUUUCAGUCAAUUGUAGCGAUAUUUACAAGUACACUGUCGACUGUCAAUGGGUCGAUAUAUCCGAACUCGAACCGGGGAUUUACACGCUCAAAGUCGCCAUCAAUCCCGAAUUCAAAGUGCCUGAAAUUACCUUCGAAAAUAACGCGGCCGUUUGUCAAUUUAUCUAUUCGGAAACGUUCGGAACCGUCACGAAUUGCACCGUCCAAAGGCCCUGAUGCACAAUUCAUAUUACAAAAAUGUAUUUUCCUAUUACUAAAAAAAUAAAGUCCUAAACUGGGGUUUA